Molecule: messenger RNA, 1984 nt
Organism: Dicentrarchus labrax (European seabass)
Lineage: Eukaryota; Metazoa; Chordata; Actinopteri; Moronidae
Product: transmembrane protein 60
Exons: 3
Coding region: 215-616 (133 amino acids)
Source: RefSeq, a predicted model, not a curated record
GGCUUCCAGCAGGGGGGCGGGGCCAAACAGAGAUCACGGACCCCUCUCUGUCUGUUGCUGUUCACGGACGCGUCUGUUGAUAACCGUGUGAAUUAUGAUAGGUAAACGUUAUGCGUUUGGGUGUACGCCAUAAGGGGAGACGAACAUGUCGGCCACCGGUCUAGAAACACAGUGAACGUCUGUCCUCCUCUGAUCUGUGUCCACAGUCAGUGAGAUGUCUCUGGCUCAGAGGGUUUUGUUGACCUGGGUCUUCACCCUGGUCUUCCUCAUCAUGCUAGUACUCAAACUGGACGGGAAGGUGCAGUGGAACUGGUUCCUCAUCUUCCUCCCCGUCUGGGUGUUUGACGGCAUCCUCAUCCUCAUGCUUGUCAUCAAGAUGGCAGGCCGGUGCAAGCCUGGCUACGACCCUCGCAACGGCUCCCCGGACCUGCGUCUGCGCGCCUGGUACCUGACGGCCAUGCUGCUCAAGCUGGGCUUCUGCCUGACGCUGUGCGCCAAGCUGCAGAAGCUGGCGGACGUGAAGCUGACGUUUGUGUGCAUACCACUGUGGACCAUGUUACUGGGGGCGCUGGUGGAGCUGGGGCUGAAUAUCUUUCCUGAGAGGAGAGAGGCCUGAGAGGGAUUCAAACGUCUGGUUCAAACCUCAACAUGAAUCAUUGGUACAUAUUGAGAAUAGUUUUGUGUUUGGUUGACCAUGACUUUGUGAAAUUUGAGCUUUUUGUGUUGGCCUGAUUAUGUUUCCAGAGACGGCUGAGGCUCAAGCAGUAAUCAAAUCAUUCUCUCAGACGUUGGUAUUCAUCUUAAGAAUAAGAGACUGUGUAAAAAUAAAAAAUAUAGUGUGCUCAGACGUCAGUGGAGUAUGCUGCAAGGGCUUCGACAGGGCAGGGACUCUGCUGUCUGUGCAACUGAAGAGCUGCUAUUGGAUCGGUCGCAAUCCAUUUGUUUAAAAAUGAUCAAAAUUGCUCUAAGAUUGCUCUUCUUUACAAAGACAAAAAAAUGCCAUAAGGGGAUCAACUGUGUGUAUAUAUAUAUAUAUAUAUAAAUCUACUGUGAAGCCUACACUGGAAGAAACAUUAACGUCCUCUAAUGUUUGCUUUUGUUCUGGUCUCACAAUGCUCAGUAUUGUUUAUUUUCAGUGCGUAUAAGCCAGGACAACUGCUCUUGUAAAUGAACUUGGGGAGCUGAAUGGUAUUUAGUGAAUUUUGACUCCACUUCCUUUAUUUAAGCUGCGUAACUAAUUAACUAGCACUCUUGGUACCAGAAUCAUGGAGUGUGUUGUUUUCUACAUAUGCUUUAGAUAUUUUGUGGCACUUUUUUCUUUUCAUUCCUGAGCUGUGGAGAGUAUCUGGCCAAAUAUUAUUUCACAAGUUAUGAAUUAACUUCAGAAGGUGUUCGUGACAACAGCUCGGUAUUGGCUGCAAGCGCCUAAGGAGUCAAUAACUUAAAAGAUCAUUUAAGAAAUUGCUCGGGACGUAAAAGCAUCUUGGAAACGUCUUGUGAUGUUUAUUUUUUUUAUACAAGCUACCGCCCCUCCCGCUCUGUACAAGGUCUCUUUUGUACCAUGUAAAUCAUCAUGUGCCCCAUGAAAAUGAGCAAGCUGUUAUUAGGUACAAAGGUCCAAGUUCGCUUCGGGGGAAAAAAACAAAACCCUUGACAUGUAUCAUACUUGGUGACCAAAGUGAUUAACAUUCAGAUUAAUGCGGAGAAUCUAAAUUAAGUUUAGGGUGUAAACUUUGAGUGCUUUCUACCAGCAGUUUUUAGUGUUAAUUUCGUCAUAUUCCAACCUUACGGUACAACUGACACUGUGCGUGACUGACAUUUGUUUUGUGCCAUUCGAUUGUCCAUUAGUAUUUCAAAUACAUUCUUUGCAUUGUUUUGCACUAUGUUGAAAAUGAAAAGGAAUGGCUGUUUUGAGAUUGAAAGUAUUUGAUAAUUAAUGCAUGUCUUGUAAAAUAAAAAAAUAAAUAGUACUUCCAUACUUUAA